ACCCGGGUCGCAAGAAUGGGAAUCUUGCAUGAUACCACUACACCAGCGGCGCGGCUGCUCUGCGGCCCCCGCCCCGCCGCCUUUAACCCUGCUCCGCCCCGCCUCGGCAGCACGGCCCGGCCUGGCCCGGCCCCACACAGCGCCAUGCCGGCCGCCAGCCUCCUGCUGCUCCUCGCCGCCCUCUCCCCGGCCGCCCUGGGCCAAGGGGGGCAGCGCGGUGCCCCCGGGAGGAUCGCCGUGGUCGGCGGUGGCAUCGGGGGCACGGCGGCGGCUUAUUUCCUCCGGGAGAAGUUCGGGAGGGGCGUCCGGAUCGAGCUGCUGGAGAGGGAGACGGUGGGAGGCCGCCUGGCCACGCUGGAGGUGGAGGGAGUGGGCUAUGAGGCGGGGGGCUCGGUCCUGCACCCCCUCAACCUGCACAUGAAGCACUUCGUCAAGGAGCUGGGUCUCCCCGCUGCCCCCGUCUCUGGCGGCCUCGCGGGCAUUUACAACGGAGAGGAGUUCGUCUUCGAGGAGAGCAGCUGGUACAUCAUCAACGUCCUCAAGCUCCUCUGGCACUACGGCCUCAACCCCCUGCGAAUGUACAUGUGGGUGGAGGACAUCCUGGACAAGUUCAUGCGGAUCUAUCGCUACCAGACGUACGACUACACCUUCAGCAGCAACGAGCGGCUCUUUCACGCCCUCGGAGGGAACGAUUUCACCCAGAUGCUGAACCAAACCAUCGAUGAAGCCAUGCAGAAGGCCAGCUUCUCCCACAAGUUCAUAAACGAGAUGGUUUGCCCGACCAUGAGAGACAAUUUCGGGCAAGGUGUCAACAUAAAUGGGUUUGUAGGUGCUGUCUCUCUGGCAGGGGCAGGAUCGGGCCUUUGGUCGGUAAAAGGGGGAAACAAACUCGUCUGCACUGGCCUCAUCUACGCCUCGAAAGCAGAAUUUAUCUCCGGAACGGUUUUGUCUAUAGAGCCGAAAACCAGACCCAGAUCCACAGGGGACCCCGUGAAGCUCUACCAGGUCACCUACAACACGACAGCGGGGGUGACAGGGGACACGUACGACAUCGUCAUCAUCGCUGCUCCGCUGAACCGCAGGAUGGCCAACAUCACCUUCAAGAACUUCGACCCUCCCGUCCCCGAGUUCUCCAGCCCCUACCACCAGACCGUGGUGACCUUAGUGCACGGGCGCAUAAACGCCUCCUUCUUCGGUUACCAGGACCCUUCCGCCUUUCGUUUUGGUGCCAUUUUCACUACGGAGAAUCCCGAACUCUUCAUCAACGGCCUGGGGAUGGUGUCUCCGGUGGAAAAAAAGGGUGAGGAAGGAAAGCUGCCCCUGCAGUCGGCCGUCUGGAAGGUGUUCUCCAAGGAAGUGCUCACCAAAGAGCAGCUCAACUUGCUCUUCUCCUCCUACGACUCGGUCAAGGUGAAGAAGUGGCUGGCGUACCCUCACUACAGCCCCCCGGAGCCGUUACCCCCAAUCAUCCUCCACGAGCAGCUCUAUUACCUCAACGGCAUCGAGUGGGCCGCCAGUGCCAUGGAGAUGAGCGCGAUCGCGGCCAAGAAUGCGGCGCUGCUCGCCUACCACCGCUGGUACGGCAACGCCGACAAGAUCGACCAGGAGGACUUGCACGAGAAGCUGAAGACGGAGCUCUGAGCCCGAGGAGCGCCUCGCUCGGACCUGAGGCCACCCAGCUGCCUCCACGCAGGCACUGCUUGAUUGGAACGGUAAUUAAAAGGUGGCAGGCGCUUUAAAUGAGCGCUCUCACGCAAAACACUCGCUCUGCCCCCGAGGUAUAAAUGCCACAUUGACCCCAAAGUGUCCUUCUCAAUGAGGAUCUACAUCGCUGUGCUCAACUGAGCCCCCCCCAAAACCUGUGUGCAUCGAUUUCCUUCAGUUGGGGAAAAAAAUCACCAUCUCAGCCCUGAACUUUUCUGCCUGGACCUUUUUUUUUUUUUUUUUAGGAUCUAUCAAGUAGUUAGCUCUUGGUGCAGUGGAAAUCGUGGCUUCGUUUUUAACUUUUAAUUUGCGUCCAGAAGUACUGUGAGCUGGGGGGGGGAGAUGGGUCUGCUUCUAGCUAAGGGGGUUGGGGGAGUUGCCAAAACGCCCGCUUUUUGUCAAGGUUUAGCUGCCUACAGCAGGGCCCCGCUUGGUUUUAGCAGCUCAGCUUUUCGGGAGAAGCUUUUCUGUCCCCUUGACCGUACCUAACGCUGCUGCGACACCUCAACCGCGUCCAACUAUGCAGAAAGCACUGGAUUGUCAUUAAAAUAAAACUAACAUGAUGGUUCGGAGGGAGCUGGAGGCGUC
This is a messenger RNA of Anas platyrhynchos (mallard), 2292 nucleotides long. RefSeq names its product prenylcysteine oxidase 1 (gene PCYOX1). The record is from RefSeq and is a predicted model, not a curated record. NCBI's taxonomy places the organism in Eukaryota, Metazoa, Chordata, Aves, Anseriformes, Anatidae. Gene Ontology annotation, biological process: prenylated protein catabolic process; prenylcysteine catabolic process. Gene Ontology annotation, molecular function: prenylcysteine oxidase activity.